Sycon ciliatum is the source of this 5589-nucleotide messenger RNA. RefSeq names its product ARF GTPase-activating protein GIT2-like. Gene Ontology annotation, molecular function: GTPase activator activity; small GTPase binding. The transcript is spliced from 21 exons. Lineage: Eukaryota; Metazoa; Porifera; Calcarea; Leucosolenida; Sycettidae. The record is from RefSeq and is a predicted model, not a curated record. Gene Ontology annotation, biological process: brain development; regulation of G protein-coupled receptor signaling pathway; regulation of ARF protein signal transduction. Bases 1163 to 4498 code for a protein of 1111 amino acids.
CCAUGGCGCUAGCUUGACUUGAGUUGAGAGAUGUGUGACCCUGGCAUGGGCCUGGCGGAUGGCUCACGAGCCCAGGCAGGGGCAGACGUGACUGGCAGUUUGAUGCGCGAUUUCUGGCCUGUCAAGUCGUCACAGACUCACACAACUCCAGCUCGUGCAUGCUGAUGAAGAACUGUUCGAUCUGUGCGUGCGUGACCGAUUCGGCGAUUGUUUCGUUUACGAUAAAAUAUCGGCGUGUAGAAAAAACAGGGAAGUGCGCAGUGUGGGAGCUCAAGUCAAGGGGGGUUUGUAGCAGUAGGCCCUGUCCCCUUUCGUUGCCGACGAGUACUGAGUUCGUGCAGUUGAGUUGAACUAACUGAAUGAUCUUCAUUGAUGUUUGUUGUAGAAUGCUAGAUGAUGCAGGCCAUGCUGUUCACGCACCACUAGUAGUACUGCUGUGGUACUGAUUCCUCUGAUUAGUGUAGAGUGUAGCCUUCAGUCCACCCUUGCCUUGGGAGACUGGAUGAAUUACUGAAUCACUUACUUCACUUCCAGCUUGUGAAGCUGUGGUGUGCGGGGGGAGUGGGGAUAGGUAGCGCUGCAGUUGUUGACCAUUAUUGUCGCUAGGACACGAAGAUGCGCACUUCAUCGCAAGUACCUUCACCGAUAGCACGCUACCUGUCUAUGCAACGACGUAGCGUCCGACGUCUGAGCUGACCUGCUGUGAAGGUAAUACCAGUGGUCGUAUUAUUUUUUUACUUCGCCUGUCGCCUCAACGACCAAACACAGCGAACGACUGCCAGUCACCAAGCACUGUCUGCAAACGGGGCAGCGUGCCUUUGCUUGUUUUCAGGACGUUCAGUGAGCUAUCGUGACGUACUUGUACGCCUAGCGUGUGCUUGUGUUCAUGCAUCGUCGUUCUCCCUCUCGAGUGGCUGGUCGGGAGAGGCUCGUCUGAGAUUUCGUCCGUGACAAGUGCCAGUGUUACUAGCGCAGCAGUGGAAAGUACUGAUUUUUGUUCUCUCUGUUUCACCGCCACGCGUCCUGUCUUUACUGGAUGAAAUCUACACCGAACGCGUGCAGCUGCGGGCCCGUGUUGUCUUGUUGCCGUUGUCCUUUGCUGCUUCGCUAGCUGUUCUAUUGCAUCUGUACCUGACUGGCUCUUGCCGAGCCCGCUGGAAAGAUGUUGGGCAGAGGCGGUGGUGAUAUUUGCGCGGACUGCAGCGCCCCAGGUCCGCAAUGGGCAUCUCUGAACCGUGGUAUUGUGAUAUGCGACGACUGCUGCAGCGUCCACCGCAGCCUUGGCCGGCACAUCAGCCAAGUGCGUCCCAUACAGAGCAGCAUGAUGUACUGGCCACCGUCGUUGCAGGAGAUGUUUGAGAACUUGGUAAGCAAGGGAGCUAAUUCAAUAUGGGAGCAUUCGCUGAAGGAUUCGCGCGUCGGCACGCGCAAGCCGAACCCCAAAGACAAAAUCGAUCGCGUGAAGAGCAAGUUCAUCCAGGCGAAGCAUAGCAAGCUGGCGUUCAUGAAUCGACCACCGGUCAAGGACAGCGACGAGAAUGCAAUACUGGACUUGAGCUAUCAACUGCAUGCGUCGGUUAGAGGGAAUAACCUGGAGACGGUGCUGAGGUUUCUGGCGCUGGGAGCUAAGCCAAACUUCCAACACCCGGAGCGAGGGAACAUGCCACUACACGUGGCAGCAUCGGCUGGUCAGCAGCUGCAGUGCGAAUUGCUGGUCGUGUAUGGUGCUAACCCGUGCGCCCUGGAUAGCCGAGGGCACACACCCGUGGAAUGUGCAAGAAUCGCUGGCUAUCAUGAAACGGCGGAUCGGCUAAUCGAAUGUCAGUAUGAGCUGACGGAUCGUCUGGCAUCGUAUGUGUGUGGACGUCGCCCGGUCCACGUGUCAGGAGAGCAUCAUAUUCUUCCAGCGCUGCCGGGAAGUACGGAUGUGUCAGAACACGCUAUCGAAGCACGCUAUCGACUGCGCAAUUUGUCGAAUUCUUUCUUUGAAGAGCUGGCAGCGGACGUGUAUGAUGAAGUGGACCGCCGAGAAACAGAGCAAGUAUGGCUGGAAACGCAUCAGUCAGUUGUCAUGGGAACUGGACAAGUGUCCAUUCCCUUCUUGCCGUUCAAUUCAUCGUACUCAGCAACUCGCUUUCAGGGUCGUCAAAAGCUCGCCACAUUCAACUCCCGUGACUUUGCCACUCUGAUCAUUGAUAUUCUGACCGACGCUAAGCGAAGACAGAUGGAGAGCAUGGAGAAAAGUACCGUCGAGGGCAACCUUGUACCGAUCGACGGCCUGGAAGUCAUCCAACAGCAGCACCUCGAGGAGAUGAGAGAAAUGCAACGGCAGCACGAGAAGGAAGCGGCAGCAUCAACCGAUGGAGCAGGAAUGGAUCCAGCGAAUAGAAAUGAUCACAAUGAAGUCGAUGGUCCCAGUGAUGGUGGUGAAACGCCCAUGAAUUCAAAAUCGCCGCCGGGGCAUGAUAUCUAUGAUCAAGUGCAACAUGACUAUGAUGAGGUGUCUUUUGAGGCUGGAAAGAUCAAGUUUUCGUCUGUAGAAAAACAGAAGAAUAAGGCUAACAGGGAUGUGCCUGAUGGAUCGAGUCCUGACAAGCCACCCGUGGCGCCGAAACCCUCCAUGAAGCUGGCGCGUACGCGUGAUGCCGAGGUGCAGACACCGCUACCAGCGCUGAUGGAGUUGGACGGACCACAGUCAGGUGCUUCUCAGGAUACACCAUCAACAUCCUCGGCAAAGACGAGCGACAACGCAUCGAGCGCUGAUACGAAGGAUAGAGUACUAAAGGAAGCUGAGUAUCGUAUAGAGCAGCUGUUGCAGCUAAACUCCGGCAUGGGAGAGGAGAUACGGCUGCUGCAAGCCAUGGUCCAGAAGCUGAUGCAGGAGAACAGCAUGCUACGCACCAUGCAGCAGGGACGCGGCAGCAUCAGCAGUAACAUGUCUGGCACGAGCAGCCCACGCGCACAGCAGGACAUGUACACAACGCAUCACAGCCUGUCCCAGUCGGGCUUUGCCGCUGCAAGCGCUGCCGCCUCACUCUCACAGAAGACAGGUGGUGGUGGCGGAGGAGGAGGCCAUCGGUUUGUGUCCAGCAAAUCUGUACCAGAGCCGUUCACCAAGCCGAUCACUCCCUUCGCAAAGAGUAGUUCGCUGGCCGAACCACCGCCGAUCCCGGAGAAGAAGCUUCCGCGUCGACAACAUGGCCAAGGCGAGCGCUCGUUGUCAACCUCAGCCGUUGUGAACAGUCCCACUUCGCCUACAAGCCCCGGUGCUGUCUUUCACCCGAGCGGCACUCAAUUCCCUGCAACCACAUCGUCGUCAGCGGCGGCAGCUAGCAGUGGACUGGCUAUGACGGACGUCACACGGCAGACUGAUGACACGCCACAGAGAUCGCCGCAGACAGGCCGUGCAUCACCUACAGUAGCACCAAGGCAUCACGGCGGUGGCAGUGGACGUGGCUCGCCGCUAGCCGCAUCACGCUCUUCGCCCAUUGCACGGAAUGGCCAGGACAAGGAGAGAGGCGACUCGCCGAAAGACGACCAGCCACGUAGCACAACCGUGAAUGGCUCCCCGACAACAGCACCGAAGGAACCACCCAAACUACCGCCGAAGAAGCGGCGCGCACAGAGCGUCUACGACGUUGGAGCAUCAGCAACAGCAGGAGGAGGUGGUGGUGGCGCAGGCAACGGCGGAGGAGGUGGUACGUCAAUGGCUACACCAACCGGCAGUUCUACACUGAACUACCACCGCGCCAGUACGUUUGACGUAGCAUCAGCUGACGACAAGACACGUAUUGCGGCCACGCUGGGCUCAUCCAACGGUCUUGGACGCUCAUCUCUGAUCAUCUCACCAGGGGCAAAGAACUCCAGCACGUCCAACGCACCCAGAUCGAACGCCAUCAAUCGCUACACUAACGAGCAGUCUGGGUACACUAGCGGUGGCUCACCAGCGAUGCGUCGCCCGCCCAAGACAUCGCUCACCAGCACGGGCUCGACAUCGACCAGCGAUGGUACAUCGGUGGACGGUGGUGGUGGCAACAGUACAGGUACCAAUCGUGGCAAGAAGACCAAAGAGCAAGAUUUGGUUGUUCAGCAGACCGAACAGAUCACCAAACGCAUUCAGGACCUGCUGAGAACGGCCAAGAGCCAGGAGUUGACAAAGUUUAUUGCCUGCUCAAGGAAAAUUGCUGCAGCUGUGAAUGACAUGGCUGCCCUCUUCCCCAAUCGACCUGAUUCAGACUCUGUACGCAUGUCACUCGCAUCGCUAGUCAGCAGUGCAGCUAGACUGAAGGAGGAGUGUCGCGUCGGAAAUCAACUCUCCAUUACCAUUCGCCGGGACAACUCCGGAAAGAUUGUGCCCGCAGACGAGGAAAAGGUUCGAACAGUGACACAGCAAGUCAUCCAGUGCGCCUAUGACAUAGCCCGGGCUGCCAGAGAGCUGGUGCAACACGUCGAAGAGACAUUGUUACGCGGCGGCACGGAUCCAGAUUCAUCCAACUGACCCCGGCACGUUGCUGCUGAUUCAGUGUGGUCGCUAUGUAGGCCGCCCGUGCCUCUCAGCAAGGUCACAUGGGUUCUAGUUUGAUUGCGAUUGCUGAUCUUCUCCGUACCGCUGAUACAAGCUUGGAAGUGUGAUCCUUGAGCGUGCCUUGAGCGUGCACUCGCGCAUGACAAUGAUGACUGUCUCAUUAUGGCAACAUAUCCCAUUAUAAUACCAUUAUGGUCCAAUGAUGGCGAUUAUAGAAUAAGAGAUGGGGUCCGAGCCACAGCUGAUUCCUGCGAGAGCCUAUGAUGGAGUCUGAGCCACAGCUGAUUCCUGCCAUGCGUCUUGUUGACCGAGCAAGUUAGUUGUGCUGUCUUUGACCGUGCCCAGUUCUCUGAACAUCCAAACUGAGAUAUCCCAUCAUCGUGCUACGACCGCCAGAGAUUUGCAGUCCUGUACAUUGUAGACCCUGUAGCUACAUUCGGCGGUAAUCUGGAGAAGGUAGCAGAUCACUGCUGGUAGACCACUCACACAGAUUGCAUUAAUUUUAGUGUGGUCCCAACACUCGUUAUUGAGACAACCUCUGACCCAGUCAGUCCUGUAAAGACGACUUUUCCCUCUAAUUGUUGUACCUGUUGUUGUCCAAAUAGAUGCUAUUCACCACUAUGGCCGCACAUGCAUUGUGCCGCUGUCAGUUGAGUGUAGCUUAUCACUGCCACGUGGACAUGUGGAUGUUGCCCGGCGGCGUGCUGCGGCUGGCUUCCUUGUGUUUCAGUUCAGUUGAGUGCUGUUUUAGUGCAGCAUUGCCAUGCAUCAUAGUACUGCCUCUUGUUUGCGUGCUCUGUCUUGAUUGAAGGUGGCGAAGAGUCCUGCUCACUGGCUCUCGUUCGGUUUUGUCGGCAAAUUUCUCCCGACCUCAAUGUACUUUUGCCCGUCCCAUUAUUCAUAAUCCCCCCCCCCUUUUUUUAAUGGCUUUUCUAGCACUGGUGUGUGGUAUUUGUCGUGUGUCGACGGCAACCAGCUCACUUGCCAAGCCGCAGUCUCAUGUCCAGUGCCGUGUAUCUAUAGCUUCAUUAUCUUCAAAUUUACAAAUUCACCCUCAGUCAAAG